Molecule: messenger RNA, 2970 nt
Organism: Oncorhynchus masou masou (cherry salmon)
Lineage: Eukaryota; Metazoa; Chordata; Actinopteri; Salmoniformes; Salmonidae
Product: mucin-5AC-like
Exons: 2
Coding region: 35-2623 (862 amino acids)
Source: RefSeq, a predicted model, not a curated record
GUGACCACAGACUAAAAAGAAAACAUUUUCAAAGAUGAACAGAAAAAUUCUCAUAGUCCUUCUUAUGAUUAUAGCAUCAGGGAAUGCCCAAAGCCCAACAACGAAUGCCCCCACAACAACCACAGCUACUGCUGCAACCACAACCACAGCUGCCCCCACGACCACCACAGCUGGCAUGACGACAACCACAAUUCCUGUCACAAUAACCACAGCUGCUUCGACUAAAACAACAGCAGCAACCAACACAAUCACAGGAGCUGCCACCACAACCACUACUGCUCCUACUACAACCACAGCUCCUGUCACGACAACCACAGAUGCUCCAUCUAAAAUCACAAAUGGAGUCACAACAUCCACAGUUUAUCCCACAACAACCACCGAUUCUCCAACAACAACCACAAGUGCUACCACCACAUCCACAGGUGCCUCCACUAUCACCACAGCAGGCAUCACAACUACCACAGUUGCGCAUUCAACAACCACAGCUGCUCCAACUACAACCUCAACUACGUCCAUGAUGACCACCACAGUACCUGCCAUGACAACGACACCUGCAACUGCUGCAGCAGCCACCACAACCACAGUUGCUGCAACCACAACCACAGGUGCUCCAACUACAACAACAGCUACUGCUGCAACCACAACCACAGCUGCCCCCACGACCACCACAGCUGGCAUGACGACUACCACAAUUCCAAUCACAACAACCAUAGCUGCUUCAACAACAUCAACAGCAGCAACCACCACAAUCACAGGAACUGCCACCACAUCCACUUCUGCUACUACUACAACCACAGCUCCUGUCAUUACAACCACAGAUGCUCCAACUACAACCACAAAUGGAGUCACAACAUCCACAGUUUCUCCCACAACAACCACAGAUGCUCCAACUACAAUCACAAAUGGUGUCACAACAACCACAGUUUUUCCCACAACAACCACAGGUGCUGCCAUCACAACCACAGGUGCCGCCACAGUCACCACAGCAGGCGUCACAACUACCACAGUUGCUCAUUCAACAACUACAGCUGCUCCAACUACAACUUCAACUACGUCCAAGAUGACCACCACAGUUCCUGCCAUGACAACGACACCUGCAACUGAUGUAGCAGCAACCACAACGACAGUUGCUGCAACAACAACAACAGCUGCUCCAACUGCAACCACUUCAACUGCUGCAACCACAACUACAGCUGCCCCCACGACCACCACAGCUGGCAUGACGACUACCACAAUUCCGGUCACAACAACCACAGCUGCUUCGACUACAACAACAGCAGCAACCACCACAAUCACAGAAGCUGCCACCACAACCCCUACUGCUCCUACUUCAACCACAGCUCCUGUCAUGACAACCACAAAUGCUCCAACUACAACAACAAAUGGAGUCACAACAACCACAGUUUCUCCCACAACAACCACAGGUGCUGCCACAACAACCACAGAUGCUCCAACUACAACAACAAAUGGAGUCACAACCACAGUUUCUCCUACAACAACCACAGGUGCUUCCAUCACAACCACAGGUCCCGCCACGGUCACCACAGCAGGCAUCACAACUACCACAGUUGCUCCAACUACAACCACAGCUACUGCUGCAAACACAACCACAGCUAAUCCCACAACCACCACAGCUGGCAUGACAACUACCACAAUUCCGAUCACAAUAACCACAGCUGCUUCGUCUACAACAACAGCAGCAACCACUAUAAUCACAGGAGCUGGCACCACAACCACUACUGCUCCUACUACAACCAAAGCUCUUGUCAUGACAACCGCAGAUGCUCCAACUACAAACACAAAUGGAGUCACAACAUCCACAGUUUCUCCCACAACAAACACAGGUGUUGCCACCACAACCACAGGUGCCACCACAACCACAGGUGCUCCAACUACAACCACAACCACAGCUACUGCUGCAACCACAACCACAGCUGACCCCACAACUACCACAGCUGGCAUGCCGACUACCACAAUUCCGGUCACAACAACCACAGCUGCUUCGACUACAACAACAGCAGCAACCACCACAAUCACAGGAGCUACAACCACAUCCACCACUGCUCCUACUACAACCACAGCUCCUGUCAUGACAACCACAGAUGCUCAAACUGUAACCACAAAUGGGAUCACAACAACCACAGUUUCUCCCACAACAACCACAGCUGCUGCCUCCACAACCACAGCUGCCACCACCACAACCACAGCAGGCAUCACAAAUAUCACAGUUGCACAUUCAACAAACACAGCUGCUCCAACUAUAAGCUCAACUACGUCCAUGAUGACCACCACAGCUCCUGCCAUGACAAUGACACCUGCAACUGCUGCAACAGCCACCACAACCAGAGUUGCUGCAACAACAACCACAGGUGCUCCAACUACAACCACAGCUGGCAUUACAAAAACCACAGCUGACAAAACAACAACCACAGCUUCUGCCACAAAAACUACAGAUGCUCCAACUACAACCACAGUUUUUGUUGCAACAACCACAGCUGCUCCUAUAACAACCACAGCUGCUUCUGUUGUUGAAUCAACAAUCAACAAUGCUGCCGCCUCCAGUGGAAUAAGCUACAAGACAAGUCUACUCAUCUGUCUUGUUAUGUUGUCACUGCUUGACUAAUACUGAUAUAACUGAUCACCACUGUGACAGGGAAAAUUACCAACAAUAUAAUCAUAUUUAUUAUGAGAACUGUAUACUAUUUGUUAUUAUUUAUUUCAUAAAAAUGUACAGGGAAAAGAUGAAUUGCUAUGGAGAACAUGAGAAUAUUGAACAGCUUGAGGAUAAUGUAAUAAAAAAGACAGCUGUUCUGCCAAUUAUCAACAAGAUUUUAAGAAUCUUGAUAGUUAUUCCUUCUACUUACUGCACUCAUACUUAUUGUAACUGAAUGGUGCAUUUAUACUGUUUUGUAAUUCACUAUUACUCAUACUUUGAAUGAAGAAAAUGCUGGUGUCGUUUUCUGUACCGGA